This is a messenger RNA of Tachysurus fulvidraco (yellow catfish), 1341 nucleotides long. RefSeq names its product reprimo, TP53 dependent G2 arrest mediator candidate b (gene rprmb). Lineage: Eukaryota; Metazoa; Chordata; Actinopteri; Siluriformes; Bagridae. The record is from RefSeq and is a predicted model, not a curated record. The coding region runs from base 169 to 465 and encodes 98 amino acids. The transcript has a single exon.
UAUGUGCAGAGACUAAAACUCUAUUUAAACAAGUCAUACAGAUGCGUUGUCAUCCAGAAUGGGCACACAUUUCGCCGCUGCUGGUUUCUUGCACGAGCUCUUCAUUACUAAUUCCGCCAAGCCUCGAUAAGUUUCUAAGAAGCAACUUUCUAAUUAAGCAACGCCAGAAUGAACUGGACGGCGUUUAACGACACAGACGGAGGUUUCCACACCGGGAGCACGGAGACUUUCCACACGUGCUGCGGCACGAACUCCGGCUUUGGGCGUAGCGGCGCGCACGAGCGCGGCUCCUUCGCCCCGAACGUGGUGCAGGUCGCCGUGAUGUGCGUGCUCGCGCUCACCGUCGUCUUCGGCAUCUUCUUCUUAGGCUGUAACCUGCUUAUAAAAUCUGUGGGAAUGAUCAACUUCCUUGUCACGGAUAGAAGAUACUCCAAGGACGUCGAGGUGGUUAUAGUGAACUCGUAGUGGAGAGACUGGGAUUUGUACAUGCUGAUGUUGAGCUCUCAUAUGGAAGCUUGUGAUCCUGCUUGGAAAUCUUAUCAACACUGUUUGAACUUGCAUGCUGGUGAACAAAGAAGAAAGAACUUUAUAACCCCUUCAUCUGAAAGGACCACCUACACUGAGAAAAUGACAUGAGGUUCUUCGGAGUUAAUUAUUCUCCAUUAGCUUAUUUAUUAAGAACUGAAGAAGAUGGAAAAAAAAAUAAAAUAAAAUAAAACAUAAAACAAAAAAACAAAAACAAAAACAAAACCUGAUCAUACAGCACUUGUAGUGGGUCAGUUUGUACUUCUUAAAUGUGUUCUUAAUUUUGGCUGGAAUAGAGUAAUUCUUGACUCCACAGUAAUAACAUUUUAGCUUUGCUAAAAGAUGAUGAGGAUGAUGAUGAUGAUGAUUAUUAUUAUUCUUAGUACUGGAAAGACAAAUUAGAUUAUUCAUUUAAAUUUCCCAUCAUGUCUGGUAAUUUGCAUCCCGUAGGCUACAUUUUAUGUAAUUGUUAUUUAACUUCUAAUAUAAUUAUUUCUUAUUUGAAAUUCUACUAAUUCUACUAUAUGAAAACUCCAGUCAUUUUUACUUCACAAUUAACCGACUAUAUAAUAAGUAAUCGGAUUGUUGUCCCAACAGCGUUGUAUAUUUUUUUAGCAUUCUACUGUAACACUUCACUUAUAUGAACUCAUUUUUCAAUGGUUUCACUUUCAAAGAAAUCAUAUAAUACAUGUGUAAUCUGUUAAAUUGCCAGAUUGUUGUGUAAAUUCUUAAACCUGCAAAUUGGCUCUUUCUUUUCUGUAAUAUGUAAUAGUUGUGUUCUCUCCUUGCAUUUGUGAUUACAGUGAUUCACUAUCA